Molecule: messenger RNA, 1885 nt
Organism: Archocentrus centrarchus (flier cichlid)
Lineage: Eukaryota; Metazoa; Chordata; Actinopteri; Cichliformes; Cichlidae
Gene: srlb
Product: sarcalumenin
Molecular function (GO): GTP binding
Source: RefSeq, a predicted model, not a curated record
UCCUGCCUUGGUAUAUAUAGUCUGUGUGACUAUCAGAGUUCUCCUGGCAGCCAUCAUGAAGGGUGCAGUCUCGAUCUGUUUCCUCUCUCUGCUGCUUUUGCAGGCCACAGCAGAUGUUUCUACAGAAGAAGAAGAAGAUGUUAUCUCCGUCCUUAGAGACAGAUCUCACAUCGAUGAGACGCUGCGGCUUGCAACAGAGGAAAAAGCAAGAGACUAUGCAGCGGCUCUGGAGAGGUUGCGGAAGAUCUACCAUACGUCCAUCAAGCCGAUGGAGCAGGCCUACAAGUACAACGAACUGAGACAGCACGAGAUCUCAGAUGGCGAGAUCACCUCCAAGCCCAUGGUGCUAUUCCUGGGACCUUGGAGUGUAGGAAAGUCCUCCAUGAUCAAUUACCUCCUGGGCUUGCAUGACAGCCCCUACCAGCUCUACACAGGAGCUGAGCCUACUACCUCUGAAUUUACCGUUAUUAUGCAUGGGGAAAAGAUCCGCUCUGUUGAGGGUAUUGUUAUGGCUGCCGACAGCUCUCGCUCCUUCUCUCCCCUGGAGAAGUUUGGCCAAAACUUUCUGGAAAAGCUGAUCGGUAUUGAGAUGCCCCACAAGCUACUGGAACGUGUGACGUUUGUAGACACACCAGGAAUUAUUGAGAACCGCAAGCAGCAGGAAAGAGGCUACCCUUUCAAUGAUGUCUGCCAGUGGUUCAUUGACCGUGCUGAUCUGAUCUUUGUCGUGUUUGACCCCACCAAACUGGAUGUUGGUCUGGAGCUAGAGAUGCUCUUCAGGCAGUUAAAGGGUCGCGAGUCGCAGAUUCGCAUCAUCCUAAACAAGGCUGACAACCUGGCCACCCAGGACUUGAUGAGAGUUUACGGAGCGCUCUUUUGGAGCUUAGCUCCCCUCAUCAAUGUGACCGAGCCUCCCCGUGUUUAUGUCAGCUCCUUCUGGCCGUACGAUUAUGCACCUGACACCAGCCGUGACCUCUUCAAGCGAGAGGAGAUCUCUCUUCUGGAAGAUCUCAACCAGGUGAUCGAAAACCGCAUGGAGAACAAAAUUGCCUUCAUCCGCCAGCAUGGUAUCCGUGUACGCAUCCAUGGCCCUGUAGACCGCUAUGUUCAGACCUUUAAAGAGAAGAUGAGCUUCUUCAGUGAUCCUGAGUUGGUCUUCCAGGAGAUUGUAGAUGAUCCAGACAAGUUCUAUAUUUUCAAGUCCAUCCUAGCCAAGACCAACGUCAGCAAAUUUGACCUGCCCAACCGUGAGGCUUACCGUGACUUCUUUGGCAUCAACCCUAUCACCAACUUCAAGUCCCUGUCAGCCCAGUGCUCCUACAUCGAGGCGUUUGCUGAUAAGAUUGAGAGGGCAAUCACCACUGAGUUGCCUGCCCUUCUAAGCAGCAUUAACUCUGGCAAGCAGCCUGGCCUGUCCUCCUGCGAGGCUACCGGCUGUGGUGAGAAGCCAAAGAAUCGAUACCGAAAGAACUGAGGAACAAAAAAUACUCUGGAGGUAGAAAGGAGAAAGAGAGGUGAAGAGAAAGGGUCUGGUGGAAGCCAACCCUGCUUUUGUCAGAACGCUUGUAUCAUUAACGGAGACAGAGGCGAGAAGAUGCAUUUUUGUUUUUGUUUUGUUUUGUUUUUCCUCAGGAGAAUAAGGGGAGGUACAGUUACAUCGUAAGAACGAGAUAGCGGGAGGGAGGGGUCAUUGAUAAAGGCAGCUUAACGAUACAAGUGCUGAAGAAAUGAGAACACGCCUCUCUCUCCCUUGCACAACCACACACUGAACUGUCCUGGGACUUUGGUUUGGGAAAUCAAUGAAUGUGAAUAAAAGAAGAAAUGGAAAAGAAAAAGUAGCCUCAAACAGAAAAGUUUAAAUCCCGAGACUAAAAAAAAAAAAAAA